Messenger RNA from Vigna angularis (adzuki bean), 717 nucleotides. RefSeq lists its product as uncharacterized. The transcript has 2 exons. The record is from RefSeq and is a predicted model, not a curated record. Lineage: Eukaryota; Viridiplantae; Streptophyta; Magnoliopsida; Fabales; Fabaceae. The coding region runs from base 1 to 717 and encodes 238 amino acids.
AUGGCACCUAGGCCUCCUCCUCCUCCACCCACAAAUCCUGAUGCACCUGAUAUGAUGAGGAUGAUGGAAUCAGUGAUCAGUGCGAUGCAGCAGCAAAAUACUACUUUGAGGCAGUAUUUGAACUUGUUGACCGGUGGAAGGGCUGUGGCUGGACCCUCAUCUUCUUCUUCCACACAACCUCAAGAGUGGAGCCUUGAGAAUUUCUUGCAGCAUCGUCUAGCUAAGUUUAAUGGACAGGUUAGCCCGGAUGAGGCGGAUAGGUGGUUUAGAGAUAUGGAGCGCAUCUUUAAUGCCAAGAGGUGUUCAGAAGAGAAUAGAUUGGCUUUCACGGAGUAUUUAUUAUCCAAGGAAGCUAGUCACUGGUGGAGUAGUGUGAGGACGAUACUGGAGGGCAACAACACUCCUAUCACUUGGGAGCUGUUCAAGGAGAAAUUUUAUGCUAAAUAUUUUUCUGACAGCGUCAGAUUUGACAAGGAGAUUGAAUUCCUACAACUGGUUCAGGGAAAUAUGCCAGUCUCUGAGUAUGCAGACCAGUUCAAGCAUCUGAUCAUGUUUCAUACAGUGCCGAUGAGUGAAGUUUGGCAGUGUCGGAAAUUUGAGAAUGGCUUGAGAGGACAAAUCAAGUUAUUGGUGAAAGGACUUUCUAUUAAGGAAUUCCCUACUUUGGUGGAAAUGGCAAGAGUCAUGGAGAAGACCAAGUUGGGAGUUGAUAGCUAG